UGCAUAUUCUGGCUCAAUCUCCAUAAACCAUGGUUUUAAGAUGGAAAGGUUUGAUGCAUCAGCCAACAUUCUAUGAAUAAUGCCUAUUUUGCUCCGAGGCUUUUUGAAUGUCUCAAGGCAUGCAAAUCAUUCGACAAAAUGGUGCCGCGCCAUAAAUGGUGCAAGGCUGAUGAGCAAGCGCAAAGCCAAGGCUCCAAAACCCUUUGAAUUAAUAUAUCCUGAUGCUCCGACCAAGGAGCACUCCGAUCUCAACUCCUUCUUAUCAUACGUGGAACGUGUCAGCUUAAACAAAAGAUCUACGGUCUAUAGAGGCACCCAUUACGAAUACACAGUCGCCGAUACACUAUCCCAGUAUGGCUUCUUUCUCAAACGCGUUGGCGGGCAGUCAGACCGUGGCAUGGAUCUUCUAGGGCUAUGGACACUCCCCUCCACGACGCGAACCUUCAAAGUGGUUCUCCAAUGCAAAGCGGGUGCUCGGAGUGCAAGCCCAAUGUACAUUCGCGAGCUCAAGGGCGCCAUGGCAGCAGCGCCUCCGGGAUGGCGAGGCAAUGAUGUCCUGGGCCUCCUGGUGGGUGAGAAACCAGCCACGAAGGGUGUGCAGGGCGAGAUGCACUCCGCGGAUGUGGCGCUAGGCUAUGUGUGCUGUUCUAAGGAGGGAGAUGUUCUGCAACUGCUAUGGAAUAUCAAGGCUCAAGAGAUGGGGCUAGAUGGAGUUACAGUUGGUUUGAGGUAUGGAGAGGAUACUAACAAGCUUGUGUUGGUGAGUGGAGGUGAAAUGUUGCCCCUGCUGGAGAAGACCAAGACUGAGGAGGAAGACGUGGUGGUUGAUGUGUCUGCCAUUGAGAUUGAAGGUUCACAAGGGUGACGUGGAAUGGCCACUCUCUUGCAUUUUAUGUAUUCUAUGUAAAAUAUGACAUAUUUCAUUUAUUCACUUCAUGUCAAGCCAGGGAGUACAGUGUAUCAGAUUUAGCACGUCAGAACGUUAUCCAAAGUUAUCUAUGUG
Molecule: messenger RNA, 1003 nt
Organism: Fusarium verticillioides 7600
Lineage: Eukaryota; Fungi; Ascomycota; Sordariomycetes; Hypocreales; Nectriaceae
Exons: 1
Coding region: 80-865 (261 amino acids)
Cellular component (GO): mitochondrion
Source: RefSeq, a predicted model, not a curated record